Saprolegnia parasitica CBS 223.65 is the source of this 1112-nucleotide messenger RNA. RefSeq lists its product as hypothetical. Gene Ontology annotation, biological process: protein ubiquitination. NCBI's taxonomy places the organism in Eukaryota, Oomycota, Saprolegniomycetes, Saprolegniales, Saprolegniaceae. Gene Ontology annotation, molecular function: ubiquitin-protein transferase activity. The transcript has a single exon. The record is from RefSeq and is a predicted model, not a curated record. The coding region runs from base 39 to 1070 and encodes 343 amino acids.
CAGAAACGGGCGCGCCCGUCCCUGCGCAGAAACGCAGAAUGCUGGCCUCGUUCAUCUGCCCCAUCUCGCACGAGGUCAUGGCCGACCCGGUCGUCGCCAUGGACGGCCACUCGUACGAGCGCCGCUGCAUUGCCACGUGGCUGCUCACGCACUUGACGAGCCCCUCGACGAACGCGCCGCUGGCCUCGACGCUACUGCUGCCCAACUUUGCGCUCAAGCAAGCCAUCGACGAGUACACAGCGAGCCAUGCAGCGCCCCGCGCCCGCGAGGCGCUGCCGCAGGAUGGCUACUACAUCUACCGUCUCCUCGAGCCCAUCCACGUCUGCGCGUCGCCGCAGUUUGCCCAUCGCGCCAAGCGGCCCGACGGGUCGCCCUACAUCUUGCCCACCGGCGCGCUCGUCAUUGCAACCCGCCGCCAGUACGGCCAAGACGACGCCAUCUUUCUUCAGAUCGAAGCCGGUCGAUUCAUUUACGAGGCCCGCAGCGGCAUUGCCAUGGCGGCGCGGGUGACCCCGGUGCCCGGCCUCCGCGUCCACGACGUCCUCGCCGCCACGCCGCUCUACGAUGGCCUGGGUCCCACCGCGUCGAGGGUCGGAUCCUUGGCGUACGGAGACCUCGUCUCGACCGACUUGCACGUGCACGAUCUUCUCGGUGGCUCGUUUGCGCGGCUCGAGGGAUCGAUGCAAUGGGUCUCGACCGCCGAGCUCCUCCGCGUGUUUCCCACCCAUGACUGCAACGCCGUAGCGCUGGACGACGCCACGACUCUUGUCUCGAACCCGUCGCCGAGCGUCGGUACGCGCCUCGAGACGCUGCAGAAAGGCCACGUGAUUUGCAGUACGAUGGUGUUUUCCGCGAAUGUGCCCGACGUCUACGUCGUGCGUGCCUCGAGCGGCGACCGUGCUGGCUGGCUCACGGCUUCAAAGGCGCAGUUAUCUACGCUAGAGCACGUUGCAGUACCGCGGCUUUCGCUCAAUGUGGUCGUCGCUCGUCGCCGAUCCCGCGAGGCAUACGAAGGCGACGAAGACACGGCCGGUGCCAUGCCUCAUGCGCUCAAGAGACAAUGUGUCUGAGAUCACGAGCGAUAACUUAAUUCAAAAUGUGCAUAGCUCGAG